AAAUAGAGGAUAACAAAAAUCUGUUUCUUUCGAUGAUCGUAACACUUUCUCUGUGAUUUUUCCCUUCUUCUGUUGUUGUUGAUCAUCGUGAUCAUCGUCUUUUCUUACAUGCGACCCAUGUCAGACACUCAGCAUGUACAGAGCUCCAUGGUGUCGAUUCGAUCUUCCGACAAAAUCGAAGAUGCCUUUAGGAAGAUGAAAGUAAAUGAGAACGGCGUGGAGGAAUCGAAUCCGUAUCCAGAUCGUCCCGGUGAAAGAGAUUGCCAAUUCUAUUUAAGAACUGGUCUCUGUGGCUAUGGAAGCAGUUGCCGUUACAAUCAUCCUACUCAUCUUCCACAGGAUGUUGCUUAUCACAAGGAGGAGCUCCCUGAGAGAAUUGGACAGCCAGAUUGUGAGUAUUUUCUGAAGACAGGAGCUUGUAAGUACGGCUCUACUUGUAAAUAUCAUCACCCAAAGGACAGGAACGGUGCACAACCUGUAAUGUUCAAUGUUAUUGGUUUACCUAUGCGUCAGGGUGAGAAGCCAUGUCCGUAUUACCUGCGAACGGGAACUUGCAGAUUCGGAGUUGCUUGCAAAUUCCACCAUCCUCAACCUGAUAAUGCUCAUUCUACUGCAUAUGGAAUGUCUAGCUUUCCUUCUGCAGGUUUACAAUAUGCUAGUGGAUUAACAAUGAUGUCUACAUAUGGAACUUUGCCUCGUCCGCAAGUUCCUCAGUCCUACGUGCCAAUCAUGGUUUCUCCCUCUCAAGGCCUUUUACCUCCUCAAGGCUGGGCCCCUUACAUGGCUGCAUCUAACUCCAUGUACAAUGUGAAGAAUCAACCUUAUUACUCCGGUUCUAGUGCAUCCAUGGCCAUGGCUGUGGCUUUGAACCGUGGUUUGUCAGAAAAUUCUGAACAACCAGAAUGUCGGUUUUUUAUGAACACCGGGACAUGUAAAUACGGAGAUGAUUGCAAAUACAAUCAUCCCGGAGUAAGGAUUUCACAACCACCACCAAAUCUUAUAAACCCUUUUGUUCUUCCAGCGAGACCUGGACAACCAGCUUGUGGUAACUUCAGGUCUUAUGGAUUCUGCAAGUUCGGAACAAACUGCAAAUUCGACCACCCGAUGGUGCCAUAUCAGGGCCUGACCAUGGCUUCUUCUCUGCCUACUCCUUAUGCUUCACUUGUUUCAACCCAUCAGAGGAUCUCACCAUCGCCAAACCGCUCUGAUUCGAAGUCUCUUUCAAAUGGUAAACCUGACGUGAAGAAGGAAAGCUCAGAGACUGAGAAACCAGACAAGGAUUCUGGACAAUUGAAUAACUCAGAAGUGCAGGAUUUGUCUGAGAAUCCGUUAUCACCAUGAUCAUGAUUCUUGAAGACCCCCAUGAUCUCUCUCUGCCCUUUUUUUGUUAAUUUUUGUGGAAGAGGAGGGGAGGUGAAAAGUGUUUCUUUGCUCUUUUUUCUUGGAGAUGGCCAUGGUUGAAAUUGAAAACAAUAUAGGAUGAAACCAGUUGAUGUCACAGUUUUCUCUUCUGUUUUUACUCUGUUAAUAAAUUUUACAUCAGAGG
This is a messenger RNA of Arabidopsis arenosa, 1546 nucleotides long. Lineage: Eukaryota; Viridiplantae; Streptophyta; Magnoliopsida; Brassicales; Brassicaceae. The record is from the annotation of a GenBank genome assembly.